AUGCCAAGUCACGGGAUGUUUCGCGCCCGCACCGAACGGGGAGCAGGAAGCGCAGCUCGCGGGAACUUCAACGGCGCAUCGCGAUCCAAGCCGAGAGGAGUCUUCUCAGAUGGUGGCUGGCAUUGCGAAUGCGACCCUCCUCUACCGGCAACACACUUCAAGGUGAAGAAGGAAGGCCCGAACAACGGCCGCUGGUUCUAUACCUGCCAAAAGGGCAAAGGCAAAGGAUGCAGCUUCUUCCUAUGGAACGAAGACGCCAAACCCCGCGAAGUAGCAGCGGUCCUAAGCAAUUCGAGAGACGAACCUCAUCCCGCGCCAAACCCUGUGCCAGGUGCUACUAGGCCUAUUACACCCCCGCCAGUGUAUUCGUUGCAAGCAGGUAAUGGCACAAUCAGCAGGAAGCGGUCAAGAGAGGAGGAUGAGUUCGGGGACGACGAUGCAUUUCCAUGGCCACUUACCGGACACGAGGAUGACGGCCACUCAGAUACGAGCAUCAUGCCACCACCUGAGACUCCACGGAAGACUCAGAAGGUGGAUGCGUAUUCGACGCCUGGGAAACGGAAGCUUCCGUGGGUAACUGAUGAGGCAAGCGGGCUUCCCACGCCCAUAACCACGGGCCCAAGAAAGACAUUGUUCACGCCGUCGUCGGAGCCAGCGAUCGCCAAUGGCGUUGGUUCUAGGUCUGAAAACAAUGCUACUUCGUCACCUUACACCACGCCGACUCCAUCUCGGUUUCUGGACACGCCAGCACGAGAGAGCUCUGAGGGCCAGCUUGCCACAGAUGUGUUCAAGCUGCUCAAUGAGAGCAACGCAAUAUUGAAGCAAGAAACCACACAGUCGCUGGAACGGCUCUUUACCAUGCAUUCUCUGAAAACUCAAGGCAUCGCAAAGGGACGCGAGAUUUCCCGGCUUGCGAUAAAGGCUAAAGAAGCCAGGAUCGCUGAACUCGAGCUCCGCGUCGCUACUUUGGAAGCGGAACUUGAGACCGAGAAGGCUAUUGCCCAGCAUUUGAGAUGGGAGAAAGAGAACGAAGUUGGUUGA
Molecule: messenger RNA, 1041 nt
Organism: Coniosporium apollinis CBS 100218
Lineage: Eukaryota; Fungi; Ascomycota; Dothideomycetes
Exons: 3
Coding region: 1-1041 (346 amino acids)
Molecular function (GO): zinc ion binding
Source: RefSeq, a predicted model, not a curated record